AGGAAAUAGCAAAAUAUUUGUGGACUCCGUGUACGCCAGCACGGAGAUGAGCUUAAAGCAGCAGCACUGAAGUGCCAGCUUUUCGGCUCCGUGCACACUGAACCCCUAUCAUUGCCAGCUCCAGGGCUCCCUGGUUGGUGAGGACUGAGCAAAAUUCUGGUGAUGGAAAAGCCAAGGACUUGACCACUGGUUUCAGUGUCAUCUAACAAGGGAAGCAGAUCUAGUACAGCCAUGGAAAAGAAUUCAAGUUUAUGGAAGAACCUGGUAGAUGAACACCCAGUCUGCACAAUCUGGAAGCCAGAGGCUGAGGGAGCAAUUUAUCAUCUCGCCAGUAUUUUGUUUGUAGUAGGUUUCAUGGGUGGCAGUGGAUUCUUCGGGCUCCUUUAUGUCUUCAGCUUGCUAGGGCUGGGUUUCCUCUGUUCUGCGGUCUGGGCAUGGGUAGAUGUCUGUGCUGCAGACAUAUUUUCCUGGAAUUUUGUGCUGUUUAUCAUCUGCUUCAUGCAGUUUGUUCAUAUUGCAUAUCAAGUUCACAGCAUAACCUUUGCCAGAGAGUUCCAGGUGCUGUACAGCUCCCUUUUCAAGCCCCUGGGGGUUGCUUUGCCCGUCUUCAGAACAAUUGCCCUGAGCUCUGAAGUGGUUACUUUGGAAAAGGAGCACUGUUACGCCAUGCAGGGGAAAACAUCCAUUGAUAGACUCUCCCUGCUUGUUUCAGGAAGGAUCAGAGUGACAGUUGAUGGCGAAUUUCUGCAUUAUAUUUUCCCCUUUCAGUUCCUGGAUUCUCCUGAGUGGGAUUCACUGCGACCCACAGAGGAAGGCAUUUUUCAGGUCACCCUCACAGCAGAAACCGAUUGUCGAUAUGUGUCUUGGAGGAGAAAAAAAUUGUAUCUGCUCUUUGCUCAGCAUCGGUACAUCUCCCGCCUGUUUUCGGUUUUAAUUGGCAGCGACAUUGCGGAUAAGCUCUAUGCCCUGAAUGACAGGGUAUAUACGGGAAAACGAUAUCACUACGAUAUCCGGUUACCCAACUACUACCACAUGUCAAGUCCUGAAAUGUCCAGAUCACCCCUGACAGAACAUUUUCGGAAUUCCAGACAACAUUGUAACAAAUGACAUCAAAAUUUGAAGUUUUAUGACUACUACAAAAAGACUUCAUCAUUCCCCAAAUAAAAUAGGAAAGUACAGAAAACUUAUUCAUUAAUAUUUUUACAACUCAAAUUCGAAGACAAGACGCCAUUGCCAUCUGUUUUAUUCAUCUUCUGCAUCGCACAUAAACUUUACAAAUUUUCAUGUAUUUCUUAUGGUUAUAAUGGGGGAGGGAGAUGAGUAAUAAUGGGCAGUUUGCACUUUUUCUGCAUCAGAACUGGGACGAUGUAAUUGCACAUUCUCCGAUAUUUUCUCAGAUUUUCCCAACUGUGUUGUCGUGCACUGUUGACUCAGGUGUCGCUUCCUACAGCCAGCAAGUGUUCUCAGAGUGAGAGAAGCUUGCUACUGUACAGUCGAGUUUCUACAAUUCGCUUUUUGCUACAGUCUCUGAUGAAUGUAAGAUGCAUUAUUAGUGUGAGAAGCAAUUAUUUAUUUUA
Nannospalax galili (Upper Galilee mountains blind mole rat) is the source of this 1577-nucleotide messenger RNA. RefSeq names its product popeye domain containing 3 (gene Popdc3). The transcript is spliced from 3 exons. Gene Ontology annotation, cellular component: sarcolemma. The record is from RefSeq and is a predicted model, not a curated record. Gene Ontology annotation, molecular function: cAMP binding. Lineage: Eukaryota; Metazoa; Chordata; Mammalia; Rodentia; Spalacidae. Bases 232 to 1107 code for a protein of 291 amino acids.